Molecule: messenger RNA, 4784 nt
Organism: Peromyscus leucopus (white-footed mouse)
Lineage: Eukaryota; Metazoa; Chordata; Mammalia; Rodentia; Cricetidae
Gene: Tmem87b
Product: transmembrane protein 87B
Exons: 19
Coding region: 32-1699 (555 amino acids)
Biological process (GO): retrograde transport, endosome to Golgi
Cellular component (GO): Golgi apparatus; membrane
Source: RefSeq, a predicted model, not a curated record
CCGGGAGCGCAGGUGCGGCUUCCGCGUCAAGAUGGCCGCCGCCUGUCGCUCUUCGGCUUGGCUCCCUCCCGGGCUCCUCGGCCGCCUGCCCGCCGGGGCCCAGCUGCUGCGCGUUGCCCUGUGCCUCCUGUGCUGGGCCCCGGCGGCUGUGGACGCCGUCCCUGAGCUCGGGCUUUGGACGAGGACGGUCAAUGACAAAUCAGGACCUUUGAUAUUUAGAAAAACUAUGUUUAACUCUACUGAGAUCAAGUUUUCUGUGAAGUCGUUCAGUUGUUCUGGACCUGUGAAGUUCACCAUAGAGUGGCACUUGAAGUACCAUACCUGCCACAAUGAGUACCCUGAGCUGGAGGAGGAGCUGUCCCAAAAACAUGAACUUAAUGCUGAUGCGGACUUCUGUGCUUAUUUCAAGAACGUUGACUGUUGGACAACAAAAAGUGAAAACUUAGAUUGCAGCAGUGAUUUACAGGCAUUUCCCUCAUUAAAUAAUAAAGAGCUAACAGGUAGCAGAAAUGUUUCAAGCCAAGAAGGAGCAACGGAUGUUGUAGCCAGGACCCAGAAAGAUGGCUUCCAUAUUUUCAUCGUAUCUAUUAAAACGGAAAAAACAGAUGCAGUCUGGGAUUUGAAUGUUUCUCUUUCUAUGGUGGGGCCUCAUGGAUAUAUCUCUGCAUCAGACUGGCCUCUAAUGAUUUUUUACAUGGUGAUGUGUAUUGUUUACAUAUUAUAUGGUGUCCUCUGGCUGAUGUGGUCCGCCUGUUACUGGAAAGAUAUAUUAAGAAUCCAGUUCUGGAUUGCAGCUGUUAUUUUCCUUGGAAUGCUUGAGAAAGCAGUUUUUUAUAGUGAAUACCAAAACAUCAACAGCACUGGACUGUCAACCCAAGGUUUACUGAUAUUUGCAGAGUUGAUAUCUGCAGUUAAGAGGACAUUGGCUCGCCUGCUUGUGAUCAUUGUGAGCUUGGGCUAUGGCAUUGUGAAGCCCCGGUUAGGAACAGUCAUGCACCGGGUGAUUGGACUGGGACUGCUGUACUUGGUCUUUGCGGCCGUCGAAGGCGCCAUGAGAGUCCUCGGGGGUUCUAAACAUUUAGCUGUUGUUUUGAGUGACAUUAUUUUAGCAGUUAUUGACUCCAUUUUUGUGUGGUUCAUUUUUAUAAGUUUGGCACAGACUAUGAAGACUCUCAGGCUAAGAAAGAACACAGUGAAAUUUUCAUUAUACAGGCAUUUUACAAAUACACUCAUCUUUGCUGUGCUGGCUUCUAUAGUGUUUAUGGUGUGGACAACAAAGACCUUCAGGAUUGCAAAAUGCCAAUCAGAUUGGAUGGAGCUCUGGGUUGAUGAUGCGUUUUGGAGCUUUCUCUUUUCACUCAUCCUUAUUGUGAUAAUGUUCUUAUGGAGGCCAUCAGCAAAUAAUCAGAGGUAUGCCUUCAUGCCCUUGAUAGAUGAUUCUGAUGAUGAAGUCGAGGAAUUCAUGGUAACAUCUGAAAAUUUAACUGAAGGAAUAAAACUAAGAGCCUCAAAAACGGUUUCAAACGGAACAGCUAAGCCUACUUCUGAUAAUUUUGAUGAAGAUUUGAAGUGGGUGGAAGAAAAUAUUCCCUCUUCAUUCACAGAUGUAGCUCUCCCAGUGUUAGUGGACUCAGAUGAGGAAAUUAUGACCAGAUCUGAAAUAGCUGAAAAAAUGUUCUCUUCAGAAAAGAUAAUGUAACUGGGACCUGCAGUCGAGUCAUGGGAAAAGCCUGUCUCAUCAAACUGACGGUUUCGCUAGGAUACAUGUUUUACUGUAUUGUCUUGGAGGGCUGUGUAUGCAGAUGAAGAAUUCAGGUGUGGGAGGGUCUGCCACCCUCAUAAAGCCAUCUUUAAAACUGACUCAGUCAGUUUAGUUGCCAUUAUGUUGCCUGAAUUUGGAAAUAAUCUGAUAAGUCUUAACGAUGUGUGCACAGAUGCUGUUAGGUGACAGCCACAGAGAUGCGGACUUGUGGUCUCGGUUUUCUGCAGAACAAAGAUUCUGUAGCUGGGUGUGCUGGCACAUGCCUGGCAGUCGAGUCUCUGUGAGUUCAAGGCCAGCCUGGUCUAGUUCCAGGACAACCAGAGAGAGCUACAUAGCGAGACUCUGUCUCCAAAAACACACAGACAGCAAAAACAAAAAAAGACAAAAAAGAAAAGAAUCUCUGAAUUCUCCUCCUCCCUCUCACCUUCGGGACCGAGUCUCCUGAGUGGUCCGCAGCAGUGUUCAUCUUUUGUAGCGAUAAUUUUAGUCGAUUUUUACACUGACGGGACUUACUGUUGGAACAGGGGACACUCAUCCGUUGACGCUUGUCCCUCUGUCGGUGUACACAGAGCUCUUAUUUGUAAAUACCACCAUGCACUGCACGUCGUGGAGUCUGAGCCCGGGAACACGAGUGCACAGAGACGUCUGAGGGCAUGUCCAAAGACUUGCAGGCCACGGGUACACGUGCUGCUGCUAAUUCCGCAGUGACCCCUGGCCAUGUGGCUCCCCUAAAGCACUUUCUUCCAGCCCCUCGGUGCGCUGUUCCUUGUGAGUCUCGUGGAGACUUGCACAUUCUCGGUGUUUCUGUUCUGUGAUAAACAUCUAACUAUACCAUGCAUCAACAUGUAAUUAACCAGCCCUCAACCAUAUUUUACACCUUGUUUUGUUAAAUUAUGUUCAUAAUGUAUGAUUGAAAGUUUCUAUUCUAAUAUUUUUAAAUAUAGAAUGUUCUAGACUUGAAAGGCACUUGAAUGUAGUGUAAUGAAAAUGUGAAUGAAUGCUCCUUUCAUGACCAAAGAUACCAGGCUAGUGGACUUUUAGUAAUGAAAGGCGGGGUCUUAUGGCUUUUCUCUGGAAAACUUCUGGCUUUGUGAAUUAGAACAACUUGGAAUAAUUGAGAAAACAUGAAAAUCUGAUGAGGAGCACUUCACCAUAACCUGCAGUGAUUCUCACUGUGACACAACAACCAAACCUUUCUUUCAAAAGUCUACUCUCUGAGUUGAUUUCCUGCGUACUCAUUUCAGAGGGGUUGGUAGAGAUGUGUUCUGAAGUUGUAUCUCUGAAACCGUGUUUCCCUAGUGAGCACUGGGAAACUGUGCAGUGUUGGCAGAGCUGGUGGAGGAAGGCCGGUUCACAGACUCACUGCUUCCUGGCGCUUCCCAGGGGAGAGGGGCCAGUUCAGCCAUGCUGGGUCCAUUGCUCCUGCCACUUUCCACCAUAGUGAUGGGCUCCUGUCCACUCUGUUUCCCUGUGUGCUUGUCUGUUUUGGCUUUGGCAUAGUCCACCUUCUGACCCAGUUGUCUGAGAACUGAAGAUGCCCUUGCAGGGGUGGGGUUUGCAGGAUGUUGCUGUGGCCCAGGCUAAUGUUAGAUUUGUGAAUCUUAAGAUUGCAGGCAUGCACCACUGAGGCCCACUUACAUUUGUAUUUAAUGCCCUUCCCUCACGGGGUGAGGCAGCUGACCUACAACCCACCUGCCUGCAGGAGCUGCACACUGAGUGGGGGGAUGGUGGUGGUUGAUGGCCAGAGAAUUGCUUUUGACACCACCUCAGUAGUGUUUCUAAAAACAAAACAACAAAAAACCAGGAAGACAGAUGCUGCUGCCUCUGGCAUAGCUCGAGGCUGAAAUGAACACUUUUCUUCCCAUCUACAGAGAGUGGAGUUUCAUCUUAACGACCUCUCUAGAAAUAUUUUGGAAGGGUGCAUGUGGUGUCUAUUGCUUUUAGUGGUAAUUGAGCAGGUGCUAAUGUUCAGGGCCUGAGUUGAGUAUUUCUUGGGGGGCCUUCUUAGCCCAGCAUGUGUCCCUGAACUGUCAGUGCAGUUCACAAGGACUGGGAGGUCCCCCAGGGCCGCCCUCAGCCUCCUUCCCCAUCUGCCCUGAGUCUCCAGACUGUCCGUCUUGGGACUGUCCCGGUGCCCAGCCCAAUUUGUUCAGGAUGCUGUUGGAUGGGCCUCUCUUUUAAUCGAGCAUUGUGAGGAUAAGGCUUCUGUAUUGUGCUCAAGAUAUCAUGUUAGACGGUUCAUGUUAGAUUUUGAUGAUGUAUGAAGUUUGAGACAUUUUUCAUGAUUUGAAUUAGGUUAAUAUUUAAACAUGUGCCUUCUGAGGAAGUUAUUAAUAUUUCAAUAAGAAACAAGAGAUGGACAUUGUAAGCUUGGGAGAUGGUAGGAUGCCCCCAUGCUUUUCUGUUUGUUUUUUGGAUUUUGUUCGGGUCUUUUAACUUUUCCUAUCCUGUGGAAAGUGCCACCUCUCCCUCUGGAUUAUGGCACAUCAUGUUCAGACUACUAUAAUGUCAAGAUUAGGCUUGAAGUGUACAGACAAAGUUGAUUUAUAUGCCCAUUUUGAAGGAGAUUUGGGGCUGUUGACCUGGCUAUGACUGAAGCUGAGAGAGACUUGCUAGGUUUUGUCUCCUGUUCUGAUACUCAUGUCUGUGUGUGAUGGACAGCAUGCAGUUAGCAAUACAAAACACCAAGCCUUACACCUAUCAGAGGAAGUUUAAUAUAUGAAAUUCUGAGCAUACAAAUGUAUAUAAGUGACAAACCUAGAUUUUUAAGGAAGUGUAUGUUAUAGGACAGGAACUUGAUACUGUAUUAAGUACUUUAGAACUAGGAAAACAUUCAUUCUUUGGGGAGAAAAAUCUAGAGGUUAAAAAUAUACUGUCUAUUUAAAAAGGUUAAAUUAUUAUUUGGGAGAAAUUUCUUUGAAUAUAGAAUGCAAUUUAAAGGACUUUGUUUGAAAAAAUUGUAUUUUUGUGCCUUAAUAUUUGGGUUGGUUUUUUUUUAAUAAAUUGCUUUCUGACAUUUGGA